This is a messenger RNA of Cicer arietinum (chickpea), 1611 nucleotides long. Its product is annotated as isocitrate dehydrogenase [NAD] catalytic subunit 5, mitochondrial. Gene Ontology annotation, biological process: tricarboxylic acid cycle; isocitrate metabolic process. Gene Ontology annotation, molecular function: NAD binding; isocitrate dehydrogenase (NAD+) activity; magnesium ion binding. The record is from RefSeq and is a predicted model, not a curated record. Gene Ontology annotation, cellular component: mitochondrion. Lineage: Eukaryota; Viridiplantae; Streptophyta; Magnoliopsida; Fabales; Fabaceae.
CUAACUCAACCCUUAACCUUUUUUUUUUGGUAAUAUACUUUAAAAACAAUAAUUAAGAAUAAAUUAAUUGGUUUGUGCAUUGCAUGUCAGAAUCAAGAAACUUUGAGUGUGGUAAAGUAUGGCUUCUCAGAUCCUCAGACGAACACUCGGAAGCCGCUAUCUGGCAAACCACAGGACCUUCUCUUCCGCUUCCACUCCGAUCCGUGCCACUCUUUUUCCCGGCGAUGGUAUUGGCCCCGAGAUUUCCGAAUCCGUCAAACAGAUAUUCCAUGCUGCUGAAGUGCCAAUAGAAUGGGAAGAGCAUUAUGUAGGGACCGAAAUCGACCCUAGAACACAGAGCUUUCUGACAUGGGAAAGUUUGGAAUCGGUUAGGCGGAAUAAGGUUGGCUUGAAAGGGCCAAUGGCCACACCUAUUGGAAAAGGGCAUCGUUCAUUAAACCUUACUCUAAGAAAAGAACUUAAUUUAUAUGCCAAUGUUCGACCUUGCUACAGUCUCAAGGGAUACAAAACUCGAUAUGAUAAUGUAGAUCUCAUCACAAUCCGUGAAAAUACAGAAGGCGAGUAUAGUGGACUUGAACAUCAGGUUGUGAGGGGUGUAGUAGAAAGUCUCAAAAUCAUUACACGUCAAGCCAGUUUAAGGGUGGCUGAGUAUGCUUUUCACUAUGCCAAAGCACAUGGAAGAGAGAGGGUGUCUGCCAUACAUAAAGCCAACAUUAUGCAAAAGACUGACGGUCUUUUCCUCAAGUGUUGCCGUGAGGUUGCAGAGAAAUAUCCUGAGAUACAGUAUGAGGAAGUUGUCAUUGACAAUUGCUGCAUGAUGCUUGUGAAGAAUCCUGCACUUUUUGAUGUAUUGGUGAUGCCUAACCUUUAUGGUGAUAUAAUCAGCGACCUCUGUGCUGGCUUGAUUGGGGGAUUGGGCUUGACACCAAGCUGCAAUAUUGGUGAGGGAGGUAUUGCACUUGCUGAAGCUGUACAUGGUUCAGCACCUGAUAUUGCUGGAAAGAAUUUGGCAAAUCCAACAGCUUUGCUGCUGAGUUCUGUCACAAUGUUGCGCCAUUUGGAUCUCCAUGACACAGCAGAUCGUAUUCAAAAUGCCAUCCUCGACACAAUUGCAGAAGGGAAGUACCGAACUGCUGAUCUUGGUGGCAGUUCAAAGACCACUGAAUUUACAAAAGCAAUUAUUGACCAUCUCUGAUUCUUUGCUCUGCAGUCAGCAAGAAAUUGUUAAUUUUUUUUCAGUCAAUCUCCUUUCAUUUCCCCAAAAUUUCCGGAGGAGUAACCUCAGCAUAAUGGGUAUAACAUCUACAUGUGCGACAUUACAACCAAAGACAAGGAAUGGACAAGCAUUCAGAUAUUUGUUGUCCUCUGCUGACUGAUGGCAUUGGGAGGGGCCCCUUCAAAAUGCACAUUGAUUGAUAACGCUUCCUAGUCCAUUUUGGUAUUCUUUGUCAAUAAUAUAGCUAAAUAAAGUACCAGAUGAUUUUGAUUCCUUUGUGAUUAUUAUCUUUUAUUUUAUAGUGUGAUUAUCUCAUUUUUUAUUUGUGCAAGUUGUUUGCUUGUUUUUAAUUUUGCAAAAUUCUUAUUGGUAAUAACGUUUUUAUUCCUUAGAGA